Drosophila pseudoobscura is the source of this 5104-nucleotide messenger RNA. It is a transcript of the gene Pxn, whose product is annotated as Peroxidasin. The record is from RefSeq and is a predicted model, not a curated record. The transcript is spliced from 9 exons. Bases 302 to 4891 code for a protein of 1529 amino acids. Gene Ontology annotation, molecular function: protein binding; peroxidase activity; heme binding. Gene Ontology annotation, biological process: response to oxidative stress. NCBI's taxonomy places the organism in Eukaryota, Metazoa, Arthropoda, Insecta, Diptera, Drosophilidae.
GUUCCUUGAUUCAGAUGCUCGUCGGCAUUUGGCGCGUGCAGUUGACUCGGCAAAAACACUCUCGAAACCCGACCAAAGGCCAAAAAUAUCUAAAAUAGAACUUCCGUAGAUUGGAACGCGUACCGCGAUAUGUGAGGAGUGUCGCACUUGCGCAGUCUACAAGAACCACAAAACCUAGAAGCACAGCUGCCCGAUAAGAGGCUCAAGAACUUCCGCUCUUCGUCCACGUUUUAUCGCUUGAAGCUUGUGUUGUUUUCCGUUUUUUUUUUCGGUGCUUCCUCUGUGAAUCUGCGACAUAGCCAUGUGGUGGCGAGGAGUGCUCCUGUUCCACCUGUUCCUGCUGGCGGGCUGGUCAGAGGCCGCCUACUGUCCGACGGGAUGCAACUGCUACGAGCGCACCGUGCGCUGCAUUCGCGCGAAGCGCACGACCACUCCGCAAGUGCCCUACGACACCCAAGUUCUAGAUUUGCGUUUCAAUCACUUCGAGGAGGUGCCGGCAGACGCUUUCCGCGGCAUGGGGCAACUGUCGACGCUGUUCCUGAACGAGAAUGAGCUGGCCCACCUGCAGGAUGGGGCCUUCCAGGGGCUGCUCGCCCUGAGGUUCCUCUAUCUGAACAAUAAUCGGCUAAGCCGCUUACCGGCGGCCAUCUUCCAGGGAUUGCCGCGCGUGGAGGCGAUAUAUCUGGAGAACAAUGACAUUUUCCAGCUGCCUGCCGGAGUUUUUGACAAUUUGCCACGUCUGAAUCGCCUCUUCCUUUACAAUAACAAGCUCACCCAACUGCCGGUGGAGGGAUUCAACAAACUGAACAGCCUGAAGCGUCUGCGAUUGGAUGGGAAUGCCAUCGACUGCAACUGCGGUGUGUACUCCUUAUGGAGACGCUGGCAUCUGGAUGCCCAGCGUCAGCUGGUGACCAUCUCCUUGACCUGUGCCGAGCCGCAAGCCCUGCAGCGCCAGAGCUUCGCCAGCCUCCAGGAGCAGCACUUCAAGUGUGCCAAGCCCAAUCUCCUGGUGGCCCCACAGGACUUGCAGACCUUCGCCGGGGAGUCCGUUCAACUCGACUGCGAGGUCACGGGUCUGCCCAAGCCCCAGAUCACGUGGAUGCACAACACGAACGAGGUCGGCGAGGAUCAGGUCAACCGGGAAAUCCUGCUAAGCGGCAGCCUGCUCAUCCGCAGCGUGGCAACCACUGACAUGGGCAUCUAUCAGUGCCUGGCCCGCAACGAGAUGGGGGAGGUACGCUCCCAGCCCAUCCGCCUCGUUGUCAGCAGCAGCAGCAGCAGCAGCAACCGGAACCCACUGGACAACCCCCACAUCGACCCUAGCAGCAAUCAGGUAUGGGCGGAUGCGGAUGCAGGAGGUGCAACACCCACGCCACCGAGCUUCACCCACCAGCCGCAUGACCAAAUUGUGGCCCUUCAUGGCGCGGGACACGUGCUCCUCGAUUGCGCCGCCUCCGGCUGGCCACAGCCGGACAUACAAUGGUUCGUCAAUGGUCGCCAGCUCGCCCAGUCCACCGCCAGCCUCCAGCUGCAGGCCAACGGCAGCCUGCUCCUCCUGCAGCCCACCCAGCUGACAGCCGGCACGUAUCGGUGCGAGGCGAGCAAUCGCCUGGGCACUGUCCAGGCCACCGCCCGCGUGGAGGUGAAGGAUUUGCCCGAAAUUUUAAUGGCACCCCAAAACCAAACAAUCAAACUGGGCAAAGCCUUUGUGCUGGAAUGCGAUGCCGAUGGCAAUCCACUGCCCACCAUCGACUGGCAGUUCAAUGGAUCCCCGCUCGCCAGCACCCCGUCCGGAGACCUGCUGCUGGAGAACGAGAACACAGAGCUGGUGGUUAGUGCUGCCCGCCAGGACCAUGCUGGUGUCUACCGGUGCACGGCGCGCAACGAGAAUGGCGAGACGAGUGCCGAGGCAACGAUUAAAGUGGAACGCUCCCAGUCCCCGCCUCGGGUGGCCAUCGAACCGAGCAAUUUGGUGGCCAUUACGGGCACCACCAUUGAGCUGCCCUGCCAGGCCGAGCAGCCGGAGGUGGGACUGCAGAUUUCGUGGCGCCGUGAUGGUCGCCUCAUCGAUCCCAAUGUCCAGCUCACGGAAAAGUAUCAAAUAAGCGGCGCCGGCAGUCUGUUCGUGAAGAAUGUGACCAUCCUCGAUGGCGGUCGCUACGAGUGCCAGCUGAAGAACGAAUUCGGAAGGGCCUCCGCCUCGGCGCUGGUUACCAUCAGAAACAAUGUGGAUCUGGCACCGGGAGAUCGUUACGUGCGCAUUGCCUUCGCGGAGGCGGCCAAGGAGAUUGAUCUGGCCAUCAACAACACCCUGGACACCCUCUUCUCGAACCGCUCGUCCACGGGGCCACCGAACUAUGGGGAGCUGCUGCGGGUGUUCCGCUUCCCCACGGGCGAGGCAAGGCAGCUGGCGCGUGCCGCCGAGAUAUACGAGCGGACCCUGGUCAACAUCCGAAAGCACGUGCAGCGGGGAGACAACCUGAGCAUGAGCAGCGAGGAGUACGAGUUCAGGGACCUGCUCUCCAGGGAGCAUCUGCAUCUGGUGGCGGAGCUGUCGGGCUGCAUGGAGCACCGGGAGAUGCCGAACUGCACGGACAUGUGCUACCACUCGCGCUAUCGCAGCAUCGACGGCACGUGCAACAAUCUGAUGCAUCCCACAUGGGGAGCCUCCCUUACGGCCUUCCGCCGCCUGGCGCCGCCUAUCUACGAGAACGGGUUCAGCAUGCCCGUGGGCUGGACAAAGGGCCAGCUGUAUGCCGGCCAUCCGAAGCCCAGUGCCAGGCUGGUGUCCACCUCGGUGGUGGCCACCAAGGAGAUAACCCCGGACAGCCGGAUCACACACAUGGUGAUGCAGUGGGGCCAGUUCCUGGACCACGAUCUGGACCACGCCAUACCCUCGGUGAGCUCGGAGAGCUGGGACGGCAUCGACUGCAAGAAGAGCUGCGAGAUGGCCCCGCCCUGCUACCCCAUCGAAGUGCCGCCGAAUGACCCGCGUGUGAGGAACCGCCGCUGCAUCGAUGUGGUGCGCUCCAGCGCCAUCUGCGGCUCGGGCAUGACCUCGCUCUUCUUUGACAGCGUCCAGCACCGCGAGCAGAUCAACCAGCUGACAUCCUACAUCGAUGCCUCGCAGGUGUACGGCUACAGCACGCCCUUCGCCCAGGAGCUACGCAAUCUGACCGCCGACGAGGGUCUGCUCCGCGUGGGCGUCCACUUCCCCAAGCAGAAGGACAUGCUGCCCUUUGCGGCCCCGCAGGACGGCAUGGACUGCCGCCGCAAUCUCGACGAGAACACCAUGAGCUGCUUUGUGUCCGGGGACAUACGGGUUAACGAGCAGGUCGGCCUCCUGGCCAUGCACACCAUCUGGAUGCGAGAGCACAAUCGGCUGGCCACCAAGCUGCGCGAGAUCAAUCCCCAUUGGGACGGCGAUACGCUGUACCAGGAGGCCCGCAAGAUCGUCGGCGCCCAGAUGCAGCAUAUCACCUUCAAGCAGUGGCUGCCCCUGAUCAUCGGCGAGAGUGGCAUGCAGCUGCUCGGAGAGUACAAGGGCUACAAUCCGCAGCUGAAUCCGAGCAUUGCCAAUGAGUUUGCCACAGCUGCCCUGCGCUUCGGCCACACCAUCAUCAAUCCCAUCCUGCACCGUCUGAACGAGACCUUCCAGCCCAUUCCGCAGGGCCAUCUGCUACUCCACAAGGCCUUCUUUGCCCCCUGGCGCCUGGCCUACGAGGGCGGAGUGGAUCCCCUGCUGAGAGGCAUGCUGGCGGUGCCCGCGAAGCUGAAGACCCCCGACCAGAACCUCAACACGGAGCUCACGGAGAAGCUGUUCCAGGCGACGCAUGCGGUGGCCCUGGACCUGGCCGCCAUCAACAUUCAGCGGGGCCGUGAUCACGGCAUUCCCGGCUACAAUGUCUACAGGAAGUUCUGCAACCUCAGCGUGGCCGAGGACUUUGAGGAUCUCUCGGACAUCAGCAACGCGGGAAUUCGGCAGAAGAUGAAGGAGCUGUAUGGUCAUCCGGACAACGUGGACGUUUGGUUGGGCGGCAUUCUGGAGGAUCAGGUGGAGGGCGGCAAGGUGGGUCCGCUGUUCCAGUGUCUGCUCGUCGAGCAGUUCCGUCGCCUGCGCGACGGCGAUCGCUUGUACUACGAGAAUCCGGGCGUGUUCCUGCCCGAGCAACUCGUCCAGAUCAAGCAGGCCAACUUCGGACGCGUCCUGUGCGAUGUGGGUGACAAUUUCGACCAGGUCACCGAGAAUGUGUUCAUCCUGGCCAAGCAUCAGGGCGGCUACAAGAAGUGCGAGGACAUUCCCGGCAUCAACCUCUAUCUGUGGCAGGACUGCGGCAACUGCAACAGCAUGCCCACCAUCUUUGACUCCUACAUUCCACAGACGUACACCAAGAGGAGCAGUCGCCAGAAGAGAGACCUCCGACAGCCCAAGGAGAAGGAGCAGGAGGAGGUCCCAGCCACCGAGAGUUACGACAGUCCCUUGGAAGCCCUCUACGAUGUGAACGAGGAGCGCGUUAGUGGCCUGGAGGAGCUGAUUGGAAGCUUCCAGAAGGAGCUAAAGAAACUGCACAAGAAGCUGCGCAAGCUCGAGGACUCCUGCAAUGCCGUAGAUGCCGAGCCAGUGGCUCAGGUGGUGCAGCUCGCACCAGCACCGGCCCCCGUUGCCCCGAAGCCCAGGCGCAGUCACUGCGUGGAUGACAAGGGAACAACGCGGCUAAACAACGAGGUCUGGUCUCCGGACGUGUGCACCAAGUGCAACUGCUUCCACGGCCAGGUAAACUGUUUGCGGGAGAAGUGUGGCGAGGUGAGCUGCCCGCCCGGAAUCGAUCCUCUGACGCCGCCAGAGGCCUGCUGCCCGCACUGCCCGAUGCUCAAAGGAGAGCUGCCGUAGAAUAUGCAUAUCCGUACAGACGUACCGUACACGUUUAUCCGUAGUAGCCACAAUACAAUCUACAAUCUACAAUAUAAAGUCUACACUCUAACCAAACAUCGCGCACAGAGCAAACGAGCAAAUUUAAUUGAAUAAUUGAAAACAAAUUAACUAACAAAUGAAAUGUACUGUACUGCUACACAUGUAAUAAAAUAAAGCACAUUAAUAUCCCAA